AUCGACACUUCCUGGUGAGCUGGUUGUACGGAAGUGCAACGCCUCAAUGGUCUGUUGUGAAGGGAUUAAUCGAGAUGCAACUGGCAGGAGAUCUCCCACAGGCGCUGUACCGCUUUUCAUUCUGCGUCUGUCUCUCUCUCUCUUCCUCUCUCUGUCUCUCUCACUCUCUCUCUCUCUCUCUUCCUCUCUCUGUCUCUCUCACUCUCUCAAGGACGUAACAUCCUCCUGAGGUGCGGCGUAUCGCCAGAGGGACGCGCUUAAAGGAGCAGCCAAGAUCGGGGCAAUCUUUGGGCCGGUGUGGAAGUGAGCUCUCCGCACUAUUCACCGCGGGACUGGGGAAUCGGGAGCCUUGAACGAGCAGUCCUGAUGUGUGAGGAUGCCUCAGCCCAGAGUGAGGUUAGUAGUGACCGGUGAUGACUUUGGUUACUGCCGAAGGAGGAAUCGCGGUAUAAUGGAAUGCUUCAAAGCCAAGGCCAUCUCCAACGCAUCCUUGCUGGUGAACGGGAGCGCUGCCAAGGAAGCUGCUGCAAUGACUACCAGAAACAAGGUUCCGCUUGGCCUCCACGCCAACCUGUCCGAGGGUUUACCGGUCUGUGAGCAACUCCGAGUGGGCUCCACCCUGGUCAACAAGGAUGGGUUCUUCCAUGGAAAAAUGGGAAUUAGGGAAGUACUGGAGAGUGGACACAUCAACCUAGCUGAGAUAGAUAAGGAGCUGAGGCAACAAGUCGACCUGUUCUGUGAACUGACCGGCCACCUGCCCCAUCAUAUGGAUGGACAUCAACACGUCCACGUGUUACCAGGUAUCCGAGACGUCUUUGCCCAAGUGCUGUCAGAUUAUGGCAUCGUGUACACCCGCAUCCCCGUCGAGCCUGGCCUACACCGCUGCAACCGCAUCACUCAGCAGCUGAUGGACUUCUACCUGCAGGUCGAAAAAGAUGCGUUCAAUUCCAUCGAUGUCUUUCAGCGGCACGGGAUUAGGUGGCCUGAUGUCUACAUUGGCCUGACCACCAUGGGGAGAAACAUGUCGGUGUCAACCAUCCAGGCCACCAUCGAGAACGCCAUCGCAACGAGACACGCUAAGCAGCAUCGCCUGUUGGAGAUCUUCCCCGCCGCCACUGCCCGCAGGCCAGAGGACACGAUAUUGACCAUGGAGCUGAUGGUCCAUCCCGGAUACUCCAGCUUCCCAGAGGAAGGCGGAUGUGGGCAAGGGCCCGACGGCUUCUCGCUCUCCGCCGAUCGCUUCCACGAACUCGAGACCCUCCAGGCACCCAAGCUGCUCAAGUACUACGAGCAGAGGAACAUCCAACUGUGUGCUUUCAGUGACCUAUGAGUGAAACGCAAGCCCUGUUUCCCCCAACCCUCUUCCAGCCUGGCAGAGGGUGGGGAGCUGAGCUUCCAGACGGGGAGACAAGGCACGAUGAUUGCCACAAACCCUGCAAGCCAAUCCCCGUUCCAUGCAGAAAUUGCAUGUCGAUCCUCCGACCAGUGGAACUGUGAGCAAUCCACCUUGUUCCUCAGGAACGGCAGCAAAGUGCAGGGUUUAUUUUAACGAGUUUAACUGUACUUCUCACACUGCUGGCUUAUCUCUCGAUCCUCGAGAGCAGCUGAGAUUGCCCGGAGUUAACGGUUACUUGUCACCGACAGAGUGUUCACUUUGAAUUGUUCACUUUGCAGGCAACAAGAAAUUAAAUUUGCAAUACUGUGUGGGUUUUAGUUUAGUGCAGAAACAGGCCCAUUCGGCCCACCGAGUCCAGGCCGACCAGCGAUCCCCGCGUACUAACGCCAUCCUACA
Messenger RNA from Amblyraja radiata (thorny skate), 1792 nucleotides. RefSeq names its product YdjC chitooligosaccharide deacetylase homolog (gene ydjc). Gene Ontology annotation, molecular function: deacetylase activity. Gene Ontology annotation, biological process: carbohydrate metabolic process. The transcript has 6 exons. Bases 377 to 1330 code for a protein of 317 amino acids. The record is from RefSeq and is a predicted model, not a curated record. Lineage: Eukaryota; Metazoa; Chordata; Chondrichthyes; Rajiformes; Rajidae.